AUGAAGGAACAUCACGGUGGAUUAAGACACAUGUUUAAGAAGGAGUUGUCUCCUGCUAGUUCAAACGCUUCAUCUUCUGACCCCAAUGCAUCUCAUUCCAAAAUAUCAAAGUUGUUCCAUCACCACAAAGAUAAAGAUGAGUCAAGCACACCAGCUUCAUCGAGAAAUACGUCUCCGCAUGGCAAACACGCCCUUCCCGCAUCAACAGCAGCCUCGCCAGCCAUUGGCGAUGGACCCAAGAGAACGUCUUCGAUGCUUUCUUUAAGACGCAGAAACACCAAUCCUUUAAACUCAAGCACAAGUGGGAGGGAUAGAGCCACUUCUGAAUUGCAACAUCCAAAACCACAACAUGCUUCAGCAGCUACUCCCAAUAAGAGAUUGACUAAAGCAGAAACUUUAGCUCACUUGCAGCAGAUUGACACUAGGAAUAAGGCCACACAACAAAUUAGAAGUAGUAGGGUGCCAUCAGCUCAUAACUUGCCUAAUCAGUCCCCCGUGCAUGAAAAUCAUGAAAAAAUUGUCUACAAUCCGUACGGAAUGAUCAAGACGCCAUCACAAGAGCCAAAAAGAAACACUAGUUUCUAUCUUUCUGGCAACCAUGAUGGUGAAAGGACUGUGGCUAACCCAGUAGCUAAUCCCAAUGAUUAUCUUCCCCCAGAUUUACAACAACCACACGUAAAUUUAUUGGAAGACUUUGAAAUUGAUGUUAGUAACAAGAAAUUAGGUGAUGGUGGCUCUUCAGAUGUUCGUAUAAUCAAUUCUCGUCACAACAAACGUCAAUUGUUUGCAUUAAAAAAGUUUACCAUGUUGAGCAAGGAAACCGAUGAAGAGUUUUAUCAACGAGUACUGAAGGAAUACAUUAUACAAAAGAAAUGUUCCAAAUCGAGACAUGUGGCUGAUGUCUUGGCAAUACUACGUAUCCAAAGCCAAGCAAAUUUGACUCGUGGCUGGGGUGUUGUUAUGGAAUUUUGCAAUGGUGGUGAUUUGUUUUCCCUCAUUGUUCGACCUGGAUGGAAAAAGACGCCGUUGAAUGAGAAAUUCUGUUUGUUUAAACAAAUCGCGUAUGGGUUGAAAUUCAUUCAUGAAUGUGAUGUUGCUCAUCGUGAUUUAAAACCGGAAAAUGUGUUACUUGAUAGCAAUGGUCUUGCCAAAUUGUGUGAUUUUGGAGUUAGUACUUACCAGCAUGAAACUCCAGGUGAUUUCAAUAGUUCUGUUAGAUUGUCUACAUCCUAUGUUGGGUCUCCACCAUAUUCGCCACCUGAAGUUAUGCUUUUGAAAGACAAAUCUACAGCAGAAGCCAAGAACUUUGCCUAUAAUAUGUUUAAAUCGGAUCAUUGGGCAUUGGGAAUGCUUUUGUUUUGUCUUGUUUACGGUGGUGUUCCAUUCCAACAGGCAACUCCCUUGGAUCAUGCCUAUAGGGACUAUGCAUUCAACCACAAGAGGUUUUGUAGCGACCAUCAAAAUUUCAAACAUAACAAAGGGUUUAAUAAGGGGCCUGGAGUUGAAUUUAAAAUGGCGGCUAAAUUUGAAAAUACAGGUGCAUCAAGAGUUGCUUGGAAGUUGUGUGAUCCAUCAGUUGAUACCAGAUAUGAUUUGGAGUUGUUGUUUGAAGAUCCUUGGUUCCAAGGGGUUGAAAUGUGUAUUUAUGAAGACCCUGAUCAAGAGGUGAAUCCAUUUGUGUUGCCAGGAACAGGAGAAAACCCUGGUUCAGGAGCAUCAUCUGGCUAUAAUUCACAAGCACCAUCAAGAAAAGGAACCUUUGUUAGACAUAAUAACGUUAAUGGAAAUGUCAAUGGAGAUGGAUAUACAAGUCAUGAUGAAAACAAUCUAAGUGGAUCAUUCCGAAGUAUGUUGGAUUUGAAUGAUGUGUCGGAUAGAAUCAACAAUGGUAAAAAAAAUGUGUCGUCAAGCAACGCUUCUCUUCAUUCAAAUGAGAAUGUUUUGCCACGUACUAGAUCAAUGCUUGAUUUUGACCAACCAUCACCCGGCCCACAACAACAGCAGCAACAGCAACACCCACAACAACAAUCGUCACCUUCGACUUCGUCUCCACAGCAACAAUCACAACCGUCAUUUACUUCAGAGCAUUCAUUGACCAAUGGCAAUCUACCGGCUUUGGAAGAAAGUGACAUUGAGCAUGAACCGGAGACUGACGCAGCUAAAAAACAAGACCAACUUGAGCAACAGCAGCAGGAGCAACAGAAGCAGGAGCAACAGAAGCAGGAGCAACAGAAGCAGCAACAACAGGAACAACAACAACAGAAUCCAGACGCAUCACCAGAAAAUGGCAAUGAAAGGGAAGGUUCUCCAUCUUCUUUGAAUCAUGAUGAUACACCCGCCUUUCACAAUGAACCAUCAAACUUCAAAUUACCACCAAACAGACAUGACACAUCAAACACAUCCAAUUCUGCAAUUAGCGACGAUGAUAAUGUCAGUUGUCACUCCCUUUCUGAUAUAAAACAGCACCACGGACAUGCUAUUUUACGCAAUGCAAGUAACUUGAAAUUGGAAGCUGAUGGAACAUGCGAUUUAGGGUAUAAGAUAAAGAGACACCAUCAUAAUGAAGUGAGUAAUGCCGCUAGUGUGGGUAGGAGGUGA
Messenger RNA from Lodderomyces margitis, 2598 nucleotides. RefSeq names its product protein kinase (gene PTK2). Bases 1 to 2598 code for a protein of 865 amino acids. The record is from RefSeq and is a predicted model, not a curated record. The transcript has a single exon. Gene Ontology annotation, molecular function: protein serine/threonine kinase activity; ATP binding. Gene Ontology annotation, biological process: protein phosphorylation; intracellular signal transduction. Gene Ontology annotation, cellular component: nucleus. Lineage: Eukaryota; Fungi; Ascomycota; Pichiomycetes; Serinales; Debaryomycetaceae.